Seriola dumerili (greater amberjack) is the source of this 3022-nucleotide messenger RNA. Its product is annotated as smoothelin-like protein 2. Gene Ontology annotation, molecular function: protein binding. NCBI's taxonomy places the organism in Eukaryota, Metazoa, Chordata, Actinopteri, Carangiformes, Carangidae. Gene Ontology annotation, cellular component: membrane; filamentous actin; microtubule organizing center. The coding region runs from base 483 to 2537 and encodes 684 amino acids. Gene Ontology annotation, biological process: actin cytoskeleton organization. The transcript has 14 exons. The record is from RefSeq and is a predicted model, not a curated record.
GCUUCGACAACACACUGGGGAAGGGGCAGCAGGGGUAAACGUCGAGGAAACACAUCGUGGAUGCACUACCAGAGAGGACGUCUGCCACCUCCACCGGAUCCCUUGGAAAGAUGAGAGGAGAGAGUAAGAGAAUACGCAUGUUGAGAGAAGUCCUCCAUGGAGCUCGAUUGGACUUCAGUGUGCUGCUGCCGAGGAACGCUGCACCCCUGGUCGUCCUUUGAAAACCAUUUGCAUCUUCAACUUGGAAAACUGGCAUGGAACACCACAGAUACCUCUGAAUUAUUUUAGCUGGAAGGAGUAGAGUAGAAAAAUAAUUUGGUCAAGAACUCAAAGAUAGAUUUAAAGGAGGUGAACCAGAGAACGAAGUGAAGAGGUGAAAGACAAGACAAGUAGAAAGGUUUUGGUUUCUGAUCUCCACGCCGACCACCCCGUCCACUCAUUUGACUUGAAACGCAGAGGUGGUGAGGGUCGCUAAAAAAGCCAUGGAUACAGCUACAGAGGGUGUUCAGGAGGAAAUGGUAAGUGAGGCUCUUGUUCAGUUCAAUACCACCUUGCAAGCUGCUAUAAGGGAGGUACACGUGGACGUAAGUGCUUUCAAGCAGCGCAUAGAGCAGAGGAUCGAGGAGGUGUGCAUCUCCAACGGACCCUUGGCCGAGGCGGUGACCAGGCUGCAGGAGGAGAACCUGCAGCUCAGGGCAAAGCUGGAGGCCCUCAGCCUUCUGGUGGAGGGUCUUGCCGGGGUAAAAGUGGGGAAGAGUCCCGCUCAAGUGACGGGGAAGAACAGGGAGGAAAGUAUAGAGAAUGGACACGUACAGAUACAGUCCAAGAUCCAGGAAGACAAGACGGGUUUGCUCAACUCUGGAGGAUCAGAGGAAUUCCUGUCAAGCCAGUCCACAUCCACAAUCUCUGAAUCAUGUGGGUCAAGUGGAGGAUCAAGCCACGCUGCUGCUGCUGUUGCUGCUGCUGCUCCAUGGAGAGCAAAGAGACAUGCUGAGAUUAACGGCACUGAUGCAAAAGGAGAGAAAAAUGUCGCCACGGCCGCAGAGGAGAACGGCAAGCAAGAAGGUUCAUCCGUGGACUCUGAUGCAGCCCAAAGUGCCGAAGCUGCUCCCCAGUCCCACCAGGCUCUCACCGCCGUCACAAAGCCGAGCCCAGAGUCUCCCGUCGUAACGAACUCUCCUCAGUCUACAGUGGAAACACCCAAAAAGCCCGACCAGGAAGAUUCAGGUCUUCUGACCAAACCUCAUCUUCCCCUCACUGCGAUGACGAAAGCCAGCUCCGAAGCUCCGUCUGUUCCUGCCGCCUCAGUGCUCAAAGCUACAAAAGAAACUCCCGCGAAAUCAGCGGAGUCUUCUGCUAAACGUGAUGCUGACGAACCCCUGCCCCAUCUUCCUGUCACUGCCAUGACAACCAAAGCCAGUCCUGAGGGUCUGCUUACCACCAAAUCUGCUCCGUCUCCAGCUUUAGUCCCUAAAGCAGCCGGCCAUCCUGCAGCAGAGGCUCCCGCAGGGGAAGCAGGGGAAUAUUCUUUCACAAGAGGUACAUCUGGGGCAAAGGAGCUGAGGUCCCAGGAGCAGUCAGGCUCUGGAUCUCAGGCCUUGCCUCAUUUUCCCCUCACAGCUGUAACCAAAAGCAGCUCUGAGACUUCUGCUCCAUCUAAAUCUGAUCAGAGUCCUGCUUCUGCACCCAAUCCUUCAGUGCCACAAUCCCCGACAAUAAAGCGAGGCGAAUAUCCCUUUAGACGUGACGUCAGCGAACCCAAGCCACACUUGACUCUCUCUGCCAUCACCAAACCCAACACGGAGUCUUUAUCAUCAGCUACUCCAGCGCCAUCUUCAAAUAUUUCGGCAUCACAGGACCCUACAGUAAAACCUGGGGAGUAUCCCUUUAAGCGGGUACCAGUUCUCAAGACACCCAGUCCCAGUCUGAAGAGGAGUGUGAGCUUCCCUCAGUCUGCAGAAAAAUUACUUCCCUCCAAAUCAAUCAUAAAAUCGGGUUUCUCGCCUAAUUUGGAAAAGAAAACGAACAAGCCAGGGGGGGUUGAGUUUAAACAGGAUAUAAUGAAAUCACAAACGCUUCCACGCUCUAACGGGGCUCAGGCCAAACGGGCUCUCUUUGAAAGGAUGAACUCAGAGCCGACCAAGCCGAAGGACUCCAAGCCGAAACUGAAGCGCUCUCAGAGUUUCGGAGUGUCCAGUGCCAGUGGUAUAAAACAGAUUCUCCUGGAGUGGUGCCGCUCAAAAACCAUUGGCUAUCAGAACAUAGACAUUCAGAACUUCUCGUCCUGCUGGAGCGAUGGGAUGGCUUUCUGUGCUCUGGUUCACUCUUUCUUCCCUCUGGAGUUUGAUUACAACACGCUGGACCCCGCGAAACGCAAACACAACUUACAGCUGGCGUUCACCACUGCAGAGGAGCAGGCUGACUGUCUCCGUCUGAUCGAGGUGGAGGACAUGAUAGAGAUGGGGGACAAGCCAGACCCCAUGUGUGUGUUUACAUACGUCCAGUCCCUCUACAACCACCUGAAGAAGUUUGAAUAACUCUGUAUCAGAGUAGAUGAGAAUAAUCUAGAUGUUUUUAACCACAGUGUGUUGUGAACACUUUGAAUGGGCUGAAUUAAUGUGGAGCCCAAAACCACCCUGUGAAUCCACUUAAACUAUGACAGUAGAGUUUGACAAGUAGUUUUCUCUGUCAACACACAGUCACAGUUUUAUACUGUAUGCAUGUGUUCACCAGUUUCCCCCCAUUCCCUUUAGCUUUCAUAGUGGACUACUGAUUCUUAAAAUGCAGUGUCUUAUGACAAGUAUUGUGAUGUGUGUGGCUCUAAUGUUGCUGUAUUUACAACUAAAAAGGGCUUUUGUGUAACUCUCACAUCAAUAACAAAGCCGUAAUAAAAGGAAGCAAAUUUGAGGAAUGAUCGAUCAGUGAUGUUACAAAUUAAAAGUUAGAGAUGCUCCAGUAACAAUAAAUUAAAGUCUUGCCUUUUGACUCUUGUAAUGUGGCAGAAUAAAGCUAUUUUAUAAUA